This is a messenger RNA of Lynx canadensis (Canada lynx), 2805 nucleotides long. RefSeq names its product EGF like domain multiple 8 (gene EGFL8). Gene Ontology annotation, molecular function: signaling receptor binding; calcium ion binding. The record is from RefSeq and is a predicted model, not a curated record. Gene Ontology annotation, biological process: anatomical structure development. Gene Ontology annotation, cellular component: cell surface; extracellular region. The transcript has 8 exons. NCBI's taxonomy places the organism in Eukaryota, Metazoa, Chordata, Mammalia, Carnivora, Felidae. The coding region runs from base 1380 to 2357 and encodes 325 amino acids.
GUGGGACCCCCUUGGUGUUUCCGCUCUCUAAAUGCCCAUUCUGUGUGGGUUCCUGAUUCUCUGUGGGUUCUUUCCUGCAGAGGACAAUUCUCUUCCUGUUCCAGCCUAAGCCUGGGGGGCUGAGCCCAGGGCUUCAGUGGUUUGUGCCCUAGCCUCAUGGGUGGAAUGCGUCUGCCACCCCCAGGCUAGACGAGGGGGCUAAGGGUCAGGGUGGGCAUUUGUUGCACCCCUUUUCGACCUUUGUAGGCCUGAGUUGGGUGAGGGGCUGGACAAUGAGCCUCCUCUUCCUUAAAAGAAGGAAUUUUGGUGGAGACAAUAGGGCCCUGUCUGCUCUGGUAUGGGGGGCGGUGGCUGACUCAACUCUGCCCCCCACCCCCAGGCCCUAACAAAUGUCAUCAUCAAAUGGGGGCAAUUUCCCCUUAGUGCCAUGGGCUUCCCACCCACCCCCCUUGUCCCUUUGUGACGAUUUGCCCUCCUUUCUUUCCUCAUUGAAUCUUGCCUCUUCUCCCAUGACCUGACCCUGCUUUUCUCUGCCAGCUCUCUCUCCCUGUUCCUCAGUUCUCCCCGAGUCUGUGUUGGGUUGAGGGUUGUGUCAAGAGCCAGGGGUACUGGUGGGGUUACAGAGCUGGUAGCCUCUGCUGAUCUGGGGAGUCCAGAAAUAAGGGGGUUCGAAGAGUUUGGAAUUUACUUCUAGGGGGCCCUUUGCUGGGGUGGUGGUGAAGGUAGUGGGACUUAGACCCCAUGGAGCUGAUCAAGCAGGAGCUGUGAAGGAGGCUUGUGGGAGGGGGCAGGGAUGGGAGGAUUCUGUCUGGCCCAGCCCCUCCUCUCCUUUCCAGCCUGCCCAACCCGCCCACCAGUCUGAGCUGCUGUUGCUGAGGCUGGUCUGCUGGAAGUCUCCGGGAGAGAGGGAAAGACAGGUGGGGAGACAGUGUCAACGGGGAAUGAGCCUUAGCGUGAGUGUGAGUUGGGGAGUGUGGUAGGAGUGAGGGUGUGGGUAUGUGGGGUAGUAGGAAUGUGUUUAAGGUGCAGUUUCCAGGUGCAUGGGUUUGUGUGCAGGGUGUGAGGGGGUGUAAUGGUGAAUAUCUGAGACUUUGAAGGUAGAAAAAUUAAGAUAGAAGAGGGUUUGUUACAGAUAGGAAGGUUAUGGGCAGAGUGUGUGUGUAGAGAAGAUGGAGGGAGUGUGUUGGGGUGUGCAAUUGCAUGAUGCAUGCUUGGACCAUGCUGUGCUGGAUGAAGGGGUCGUGUUAAAUGUACACGCAGGUGUAGACAAUCCUGGUGGCUAGUGCAAAUGUGUACAAGUGAACGUACUAACUCCCUUAGAGGGCACUAGCACACUGCUUUUGGAGGGGCUGGAGCUGGAAAAGUUAUGGGAGAGGGGAAUGGCCUCCAUUAACCUCUUCUUGCCUGCAGCCUGCAGUUUGGAGUCAAGGAGAAUCAUGGGGUCCAGGGAUGAACCGUGCAGUCUCUUAGGCGGACUCUCAUUCCUCCUGCUACUGAUGUCAGUCCAGGGGGCCAAGGGUGGAUCCCUCAAAGAGAGCCAGGGGGUCUGCUCCAGGCAGAUGCUCGUGGUCCCCCUCCAUUACAACGAGUCCUACAGCCAACCAGUGUAUAAGCCCUACCUGACCGUGUGUGAUGGAAGACGCAUCUGCAGCACCUACAGGACCACAUACCGUGUGGCGUGGAGGGAGGUGAGGAGGGAGGUGCCGCAGACCCACGUUGUGUGCUGCCAGGGCUGGAAGAAGCGGCAUCCAGGGGCCCUCACCUGUGAUGCCAUUUGUGCCAAGCCGUGUCAGAACCGAGGCGUCUGCGUUAGGCCAGAGCAGUGCGAGUGCGCCCCAGGCUGGGGUGGGAAGCACUGUCAUGUGGACAUGGAUGAAUGUAGGACUGGUGUUGCCCUCUGCUCGCACCGUUGCCUCAAUACCGCAGGCAGCUUCACUUGUGGCUGUCCUCAAGGCCUGGUGCUGGGUCUGGACAGGCGCACCUGCACAGAGGGUGCCCCGGAGCCCCCAACUGGUGCCAACAUCCUCAGUGUGGCAGUUCGGGAAGCAGAACAAGAGGAGCAUGCCCUGAGACAGGAGAUUUGGGAGCUUCAAGGGCGCCUGGAGCGGCUGGAGCAGUGGGCAGGUCAGGCCGGGGCCUGGGUCCGAGCCAUGCUGCCCAUGCCACCUGAAGAGCUACAGCCGGAACAGGUGGCAGAGCUAUGGGGCCGUGGCGACAGGAUCGAGUCUCUCAGCGACCAAGUGCUGCUGCUGGAGGAGAGGCUAGGUGCCUGCUCCUGUGAGGACAACAGCCUGGGCCCAGGCCUCAAUCUCAAUCGGCGGCCAAUAAGGAACCCCUCCAGAGCCCCUGCCCCCUAAUUUAUACAGAAACUGGCCCCACUAAUCCUCUGGGAUUGGGCAGCUGGGGAAGCGAAGAUAAGGUUAUCUGCCACUAAGGAGCAAUGAGUGACGGAAACUUACGAGAGCUGAAGGAAGGGGGAAAGAUGGGUGCCUUGGGCCCACCCCUGAGUCUUCUGGCUGGGGGAGGUGGCCUAGGCGAGAACCACUUCAAUGCCUUAACAAAUGCAGCCAGAAAGUGCCCAGAUCUCUCUCUCUCUCUCUCAAUCUUUAUUCUCGGGUUUCUUGCUGUUAUCCAGAUAAUUAAUAAAAACCACACAAAACUGGGUCCCACCCUCUCUUUUUGCUCCCAGCCCACCUUCCCAGUUGUGGGCACAGGUCUGGGGUGGGAGGCAGGAGUGGCUAAUGCCACAGGGAGGAAAUGAAAACUGGCUCAGAGAGGGGAAGCCUCAAAAGAAAGGGAAAUAAA